Messenger RNA from Camellia sinensis, 660 nucleotides. The record is from RefSeq and is a predicted model, not a curated record. Lineage: Eukaryota; Viridiplantae; Streptophyta; Magnoliopsida; Ericales; Theaceae.
AACAUUACGUCAUAUCAAGAAACGUGUACGGUUGAUAGCAUCCACUGUGUGUCCUUCCUUCCACUAUAACCACUAUAAAUUGGGGUCAUGGGUUCAUUCCCUAUUGCUCGUUCAACUCUUGUUUGCAUUUAUUGCUUUUCAAUUUUCUGUCUUUUUCUUAUAACUUUCUCUCCUAACUUUUUCCCUAGAAAAUGUCUUGCUGCGGAGGAAACUGUGGCUGCAGCGGUGGCUGCAGCGGUGGCUGCAAGUGCGGCAACGACUGUGGCGGUGGAGAUUUCGUCGGAAUUUUCGUCGGAGAUUUCAGUGGAGAUUUCAUGGUGGAGAUUUCGUCGGAGAUUUCAAUGGAGUUGACGAGAAAGAUUGCUACGAUCGUGUAGAUUUCGUCGGAGAUUUCGUCGGAGAUUUCAGUGGUGUUACAGUGUGUUGAUCGCGUAGAUUUUCAGUGGAGUUGAAUCAGGUUUGUUUUCGAUGGAGAUACCACAUGCAUUUUGAUUUUUGUUUUGAAUUUUUAUUUAGAGAGAAGCCAGCUUGAUAGAUUUGAUUUUUAUUUUUGGAAUUAAUUUUUUAUUAUUUGUUUUUUAAUCAAUCUCAAAGAGUGUUGACAGUGUGUUGAUCGCGUAGGUUUUUGAGUGGAGUUGAAUCAGGUUUGUUUUCGAUUUA